CCCCCCGGCCCGGAUUUUGGCUUUUCCGCUUGGGAUCUUUCCUGCUCGCCGAACCCCUGCCCGGUUCCUUCAUGGCUCCAAGGACGAGUCCUGGCGGCGGCGCCCUGGAGAGGAUUUAGAGCGGAUUAAAGGAGCACCUGGAUGUGCGUUCUGGAGUGACGCCGCCUGAGCCCUCUUGCCGCUACCAGUCAUGUUGGCCUGCCUGCAGAGAACACAGAACCCGCCGGUCCAACACCUGGCCUGCCCGAACAAGUCCCUUGAACCACGCAAGUGUGAAACGAUGGCCCCCGUGCACUCCCCGCGGUACCCCAGCCCGGCGGAACUGGAUGCCUACGCACAGAAAGUGGCGAACCACCCCCUGACCAUCAAGAUCUUUCCCACGAACAUCAGGGUCCCUCAACACAAGCACCUUAACCGGACGGUGAACGGGUACGACACCACCGGGCAGCGCUACAGCCCCUACCCGGUGCACGCCAGCAGUUACCAGGGCCUGCUGGCCAUUGUGAAAGCGCCCUCCGGCAAAGGCGUGGUGAAGAGCGCGGAGGGCAAGCGGACGAAGCUGUCCCCCGCCCACGUGGCCGUCGCCCCCUACCCGGUGACAAGCACUUUAGCCCCAGGCCCUUCCUGCGCCCCCCAGCUGGGUUACCACGGCACCCAGAAGCAGAUGGAGGCCCCCCUGCCCCCCAACGUCACGGUGGCCGCCUCGGCCAUCCCGCACGCCGGCAGGGGCCUGGCGCUGCCCCAGUCCAACCUGCCCUCCAUCCAGAACAUCAUCUUCCAGAUCAAUCAGCAAUGCCAGGCCCAGAAUAGCCAGCCGGUGUGCCAGGGCGUGGUGGCCGCCCACCCCAGCCCGGCCAAGCACGGCGGCGCCAACGGCUUCGCCACCAUGGCCGCGGUAGGGGCGGCGGUGGCGUACGCGGGGGCCGUGCUGCCCGAUUGCCGUAAGGGGGCCGAGCUGGUGGCCGGCUCCAACCCGAGCGGGGGGCUCGGCGGCCCCAAGCCCGGCCUCUACCCAGACAGCAUGGACUACCUGCUCUGGCAGCAGAAGCAGCAGCAGCAGCAGCAGCUGCGGAUGUACAGCGCGGGCAGCGGGGGCGGGGGGGCCGUCAGCAAGUCGCCGGAGGUGUGCUCGGGGGUCUUGCGCGCCUACCCCAUGGCGGGCACCGCCGACAAGGUGAGCUCGUCGCCCUUGAACUGCGUGGGCAUGCACGGGAAUUUCUCGGUGGGGCAGUACUUCGCGCCCCCCUGGAACAGCAUCCUGGUCACCCCCAACAGCGACUGCUACAACCCCCCAGAGCUAGCCAACGGGCCCCGCGAGCUGGGCGUGCACCCCUCGGACGGGCUGCCCAGUUUGCCCAGCAAGACCCUCUGCAAUACCUCCAUCCUCAGCAGCAGCCUCCAGUCGCUGGAGUAUCUCAUCAACGACAUCCACCCGCCCUGCAUCAAAGAGCAGAUGUUGGGCAAGGGCUACGAGACGGUCUCUGUGCCGCGGCUCUUGGACCACCAGCACGCCCACAUCCGCUUGCCCGUCUACAGAUAAGAGCCGCCGGCGCCCUCGCCUGAAGCGGAGGGCAAAUCUCUUCUUAC
Messenger RNA from Elgaria multicarinata webbii, 1587 nucleotides. RefSeq names its product family with sequence similarity 222 member A (gene FAM222A). The record is from RefSeq and is a predicted model, not a curated record. Lineage: Eukaryota; Metazoa; Chordata; Lepidosauria; Squamata; Anguidae. The transcript has 3 exons. Bases 191 to 1540 code for a protein of 449 amino acids.